Messenger RNA from Platichthys flesus (European flounder), 3016 nucleotides. RefSeq names its product ras-related protein Rab-26-like. The transcript is spliced from 9 exons. The record is from RefSeq and is a predicted model, not a curated record. Gene Ontology annotation, molecular function: GTPase activity; GTP binding. Bases 437 to 1183 code for a protein of 248 amino acids. Gene Ontology annotation, biological process: regulation of exocytosis; protein secretion. NCBI's taxonomy places the organism in Eukaryota, Metazoa, Chordata, Actinopteri, Pleuronectiformes, Pleuronectidae.
CACCUCAGCACACAGUCGACACUACCAAGUCACGUGGUGGACAUUAUUCUCAGUUAACACAGUGAAAAGAAAGGCUCUCGCUCCUGCUCAGUGCAAAGUGCUGCGCUCCAGUCUCAGUUUGGUGCCACAUCCCAUCGACGCUCAGAUCCGAGGCUGCUGCCCUGAAGAGAGAAGCCUGUCCGCGGCAGGAAGCGACUCCACCACAGCGGAAGCCACCGCCUUCAGUUUGUCGGGAUCAUUUCCCACCUGCUCUUGAGUCGCGAGGUGUCUCGGGGAGCAUGCGUUUGACGCGCAGGUGAAUUUAUUUUUUGCCACUUCAACUUCGUCGCUGUGCAAACUUUUUCAAUCCCGCCUGGUUUGUUUUGCUUUCCUUUCCUAUCUGUAUUGUUUUUGCUUCACCUGAAAUUAACGCGGAUUAAAACAAAAAUCUUGAGAUAUGUCUCGCAAGAAGUCUGCCAGGGGCAAAGCUGCGUCCAGCAGCCCGUCCACGGGCAGCCCCACCGGGAAAGCAGCGCGGAGCAGCCCGGCCAUUGUUCAGAUGAACGGAGUGGUCCAUCCCAGCAGACCGUCCAUCAGCAACAGCAGCGAGUUCUAUGACAUCGCCUUCAAGGUGAUGCUGGUUGGAGACUCUGGCGUUGGGAAAACCUGUCUACUGGUCCGCUUUAAGGACGGAGCGUUCCUGGCGGGCAGCUUCAUCUCCACUGUUGGCAUUGACUUCAGGAAUAAAGUCCUGAACAUCGACGGAGUCAAGGUGAAGCUCCAGAUAUGGGACACCGCCGGACAGGAGCGCUUCCGCAGUGUCACUCAUGCCUACUACCGCGACGCCAACGCUCUCCUUCUGUUGUAUGACGUCACCAACAAGACAUCCUUCGACAACAUACAGGCGUGGCUGACCGAGAUCCAUGAAUAUGCCCAACAGGACGUGGUGCUCAUGCUGCUCGGAAACAAGGCGGAUGCCACUCACAACCGGGUGGUGAAGAGGGAAGACGGAGAGCGGCUGGCUAAGCAGUUUGGAGUUCCCUUCAUGGAGACCAGCGCCAGGUCGGGCCUCAACGUGGAGCUGGCGUUCACUGCUGUGGCUCGGGAGCUGAAGCACAGGUCCCUGAAGGAUCCCAGUGAGAAGUUCAAGCUGCAGGAGUACGUCAACCAGGAGAUGAAGGGCACUGGGUGCUGCAGAUCUUAAAGCCUGCUGCACUCACUCUCUGGAUAUGUGUGUGUGUCUGUGUGUGUGUGUAUCACUCAUCUUCAUAAAGUGUGUGUUUAUGCCUGACACGAUCAGAUGUGAGGAGUCAGCUCCAGCGAGGUAUUAAAAUGUUUGUCCUUCUGAUUCUCUACUGUCAAACCUCUCAGUUGUCACAGCGUCGGUCUGUUGUCCUGUCCUCCUCCAUCUCGUACGUCUGUCAUUCUCUUUUAACCCCCGGACGUAGAAUGUGACACGUUGCCAAAAUCUCUGCAUCAACGUGUUUAGUGAUUUUAUUGUAAAGAGGAUUAAAAUAAACUAUUUGCGGAGACAAGGAAAAUGUAUUUUAGAGCCUUUUUGUUUUUUUCUCGCAUCCACUUCAAAUUUCAGUGAAAAUAUUUUGGAAAGUUCUCUUCUUGCUCCAUGUACGGAUGAGUGUCCAUGUAACAGAUGUGUAGCGAUUUGUCUUCUGCCCAUAGGUUCAGUGUUCACAUCUGGAUUUUAAGCUCCGCAGAGCCAGGUUUAGCUCACCAGCAUAAACUCAGUCUAAGUAUUUCCAGGAUUCAGCUGUGGAUAUCUGGGAUCAUGUAUAACGUCAACAGAAUAAAAGCAAAUCAAUGUUUUUGUAUUCAAAAGAUACUGAGUAUAGCAGCAUUAGCUUGUUUUAGUAGAUAUAGAUUUGUGCUAAGUGCAAAUAUUAAAAAGUAGUUCAAGCGGAUCGACAGAAACAUGACAGUGCAUGGGUUCCACGACCUCCAACAGUUUUCAUUAUCGGAAUAUUUUCUAUGACAGAGGAUCAGUUCUGAGUCCUGGCAAGCUCCAGUUCUUGAUAAUGCAAUGUUUUGUUUUGGAAAUAUUCUAAAACAGAUGGUCAAACACCUUAUGUGUAAAAACUUAUCACAUUUAUUUCUGCACGUUAGAAAAAAAGUAGAUAGGAAAGUAGCACUUUAGGUGAAUAAUGGCCGUUACUGGGGUUUUGGGAAUAAAAAUCUGGAGUCUGUUGACAAUGUUGCCUGAAGUAUUGUAAAUGAAACAUUUAUAAUUCUGUUUUUAUUUCACUGCUUUAGUUGUAGCCGGUGGAAAUGUCACUAGACUGCUUCAAUAAUUCCUGCUUUAGUUUUGCAUUCAUUCAUAUACACAGAUUAAAUAUAUAGUGCCGGAGUCUAUAACAUUUUUUUUGCCCUUAUGAUCUGUUAACAGUAUUAAUCCUAUUUAUAAAGAAUCGUAACCCUCUAUUUAACAGUAAGUUGAUAUAGUAGAUUUCACCUUUGUCAUAUAAUUUAAAUAUACAGUAUUUACUUAACAUGGUUUUACUAGAUUUCAAUGUGCAGCUUCUUUCUUGUAACUGAAAAUAAACACAAUAAAAAACGGGUAACGUGGCUUCGAGCCUUUUUAAUCAUGAGCAUAUUUCAGAUUCACUGACACAAAUCCUCCUCUUACACUUGAAUGAAUGGAUCGCUGCUCAAAAACAUCUUCAGGCCUUUCUCCUCAGUCACUGUAUCAAAUAUAUUUAACACCCACACCUGGUUUACAUCACAGAGUGUGGUGCCGUGGGUUAAAGCACAGGUUUAAAAAUUCCUUUGUCUCCCUCUAGUGGAUAAAUACCCUUGACAUGAAAUGAUUUUAAUUUGUUGGUGUUAGAAAAAAAGAAAUGGGAAUUCCGGCCAAAUAAACCACAUAUCAUACAUUGACAUGCAGCUGAUUGAUUGUGUAUUCAAAGUAAAAAUGUUUAGUUGUACCUGCAUUGCCUGGCAUCAUAACCUUGAAGGUUUGCAGAUAGCAGAUGAGACAAACAAAUAAAUAUAACUGAAUAAAUAUUAUACCCAUACAUGGAAA